UAAGAAUGGGAAAUUAGUCUUCAAACAAAAAUAUAAAUGAAAAUAUAGUUCAGUAAUUCGAUUAAAUUUUAAAAUCACCGAAUCUUUCUGAAAUAAGUAAUCGAUUAAAUGCAUUUUACAAUAAUUAGUAUUAAUUAGAAACUUGGAUAGAGAGUUUAGAGAAAAUAGAAAUCACUUCAAAAGAAAAAGACGAAAAAAUAGAAAAGAUAUUAUUUGAAUCUAUUGAUUUUAUAUUUACAAUAAGUUUAAAUCAUAAAAAUUUAAAUGCAAAAGAAAUAAAUAUUAUUAAUAAUAUUUUAGUUAUCUUGACAAAAUUUUUACCAAUUUUAAAUGAAAAUUAAGAAGUUUUAAAUUAAUAUUUAUGGGAUUGCCCUAAUUAGCCUUAUUCUAUGUAAAAGAUGUAACUUAAUUAAAAUAAAGUACUUGUAGUUUAUAAAUCUGAUGAUUAAGAAAUUGAUAAUAAAAGGCAAAAUUGUGAAUCUUAUGGUAUUAAGCUUAUUUAAGCAUUAUAAAACUUAACUUCUUUUCCAUCCUAUACUAUAUAAAAUAUGGAUGAGUUAAAAAAAAUAGACUAAUUUGUCCAUAAAGAUUUAUAAUUAAAUAAUAAGUUUCUUUGGACGAAUAUUUUCGAGGAUAGUCAUCCAAAUGAAAACUCUAGCUUUUUAAAAAAUAGGUUUAUAUUGCUUUCUUGUAUUGUAUCGUGUAUUUCUUCAACACUUUUUGUGCCUAAUUAUGCCUAAAAUUACUAAAAUCCUUGGUUGAUUUUUUUAAGUAGUUAUGGAAAUUAAAACUGUGUUUAAUUUUUUUAAAAUUUAUUUUUUAGUUUAUUAAAUUUUAAAUAUUAAAGUAUUAAACAUAAAAAAUAUUAAAAAUAAAUUUCUUUACUUUCAGCUUAAAUUAUUUAUGCUAUUUUAUGUCAUAAUAAUGGAG
Ichthyophthirius multifiliis is the source of this 930-nucleotide messenger RNA. RefSeq lists its product as hypothetical. The record is from RefSeq and is a predicted model, not a curated record. The transcript has a single exon. Lineage: Eukaryota; Ciliophora; Oligohymenophorea; Hymenostomatida.